UCUAGUUAUUGUUCUUUAUUUUUGAUCUAUAUUUAUUUUAGUCGUAAUUAAGGCUUCAAUAAUCGAAGAGUAAUAUUUCAAUAAAUUGGAUAUCAAAACUUAAAGAAAACAAAAUAAUAGUUUAAAUAAAUUUCAAAUUCAAACUUGAAAAGUUUUAUAAAAGUUCAAGGAUGAAAUUAUCGCUUUUUCUCAUAAGCAUAUUUCUAUUUUACAUCAUUGAUGCCGCAUCACUUAAAAAAUUAACAGUAAAAGUGAAGGAUGAUAAUACAAAAGAAAAAGUUCCCACUGAUGAACUAAUUAUAAGUGAAAUAUAUAGAAGCGGAAAUGAUGGCGAGGUUUCUGAAUUAAAUAAUUUAAAGUUUAUAAAUGCAAAAAAUCAUUUUAAAUAUACGAAAGGCUUAGACGAAAACCCGGAAAACUCAUUGAAAAAAUUACAUAAUCCCAAUCAAAAAGAUUCAGAGUUUUUCACAAACAUAAAACACGAUAAAAUCAAUGACGAGUAUGAACAAAAUCAUCAAAAAUUAUACUCUGAAAAAGACAGUUCGAAGAAUCUUACUAUUCCAAAUGAAAUAUUCGAGUUCACGUCAAAAGGGAAUAAUAUUGGGUUUUUGGCAAAAAAUGAGUCAUUUAUAAAUCCUUACAAAAUGUUGCGUGACUCAAACGGCAAAUACUCUGCUUAUGAGAUAGCUCAGUACAUCUUUUGGACUGGUGAUGAAACAGGAAUAUCAAAUGCUGUCGAAGAGUUGAUUGAUGAGGAAUUGAUGACUCGUGAAAAUGCUGUUGAAUUUUUGAAAGAUAUUCGCCUUGGAAUCGAUUAUUUAAAAAAUAAGUACAACACUGGCGAAAACAAAAACGUUUUACCUCGUACAGAAAAAACAACCGAUCCAGAAGCUUCAAUUGUUGAAGAAAUUAGUUUCAACUACAACUUUAUGAAACCUCAGCGCUUCCCUAAAACCAGUUUUGAAGAUAAAAUCAAAUCUGAAGAUAAUCAAAUUCCAACAUUAUCUCCCAUGAUAGUAAAAGCCCUUGAAAAAAUACCAUCGUUUGAAAAAUUAGCUAAUAUUCAUCGAGAAAGUAAAAAUAUGCAUCAGCCUGAGCCAACUGAAUCUAAUGAAAAUGUAGGUCGUAUGCACUUAAAAGACUUCUUUUUUGGAGAAUAUUCUUUGGAAGAGGUAAUUUAUCAAUUAGCAAAAACAAUGUUUACACAGAGCCUCACUAAUGGAUCAGAAGACUCACAAGCUGCUUUACAAAAACUAACCCAGUUUUUAGAAAACGAAGGAAAACAUGGACGAAUAUCACCAAUACUUGAAAAAAAAGUAUUAGACGUUUUACUUGCCGCAUUAUCUGAUACAUUAAAUGAAAAUCCAGAGAUUUUAAAAAACAUACAUCUCGCAACACAUGAAUAAAUAGAUAAAAAUACAUUGAUCAUAUGAAAAAAUUUGUUGUCUAUACAUAUUUGUAACAUGAAGUAUAUGAAAAAAAAUUUGAAAAAAAAAUUCAAAAAUAUUUUUCUAAUUAGAUUCCUCUGAAAUAUAUAUUCUAAAAGAUUGAAAAAGCUAUAGAACUACAGCUAGGAUAAUUUUUUUUUCUUGUUAAAAUAAAAGUCUGACAAAAGUAAGCUUUAUUUUAAGUCUUUAUUAUACUAUUAGACUAUUCGUUUAAACAAAACAUAAAUUGUUAUAAAUUAUUUAUUCGUUAAAAUCAUUAUUUGUUUAAUAGUUUCCCGGCAUUGAAAACCUUACUUUUGGAUUUAUUCCCUCUCUCCAUUAAUUAUUACAUUUUUUUUUUGUUUUGAAUAUAAGACCCCCAAGUUGAGAAAAAAAUAUUAAAAUUGUAGAAAAAUUAUUAUUUUGGGCGUAUUGAUUUUUAUUUUACAUUUUUCCAACAUAUACAUGACAUUAAAAAAAGACUUUUGAAUAAAGGAUUUUCAAAUAUUGUUAUAAUACCCUGAUUCUAUUUUUUUUUAAAGUUAAAACUUAUAUCUUUAGAAAAAUACUAAAUCAAAUAAAGGUUUAUAGGGGCUUUCAUAAAGGUACUGAAAAUUUUGAUAUAGAAUUAUUUUAAAUGUUUAAAGAUCGUAUUUUCACUUUACCCUGUUUUUUCGUUAUAAGCUACUACUCGUUACUAAGCUACUAGCUUAGUAAAGUUUUUUUGAACUUGAAAUUUUUUUGUAAUCUUUACUAAGCUACUACCAAAAAUAAACAUUGUCAAUGAAAUAAAAUCGAGAAGAAAGCAAAAUUUCUUUAAUUAAGGUUAAAAAAUUCAAAAUUUUCAUUGAAGUUCAAUUUCUUUACUAAGCUACUACUCGUUACUAAGCUACUCCUCGUUACUAAGCUACUAGUGAGCCAAAAAAAUCACUUUUUUAUUCUUCUAAGCUACUAGCUUAUAACGAAAAAACAGGGUAAGCGAAAAUCACACAAUGAUUCAAAUUCGAGAAUAAUGUCCAAAAAUAUCAUAUCAAUUAAACUUUAUCUAUUUAAUGCCAGAUUAAAGAUCUUAGCCUUAGGCAUGUCCUAUAAAAAUAUCUCAUUCCUCCUUGCUGUCUAACUCCAAGAAUCAAUAGAUCAAGCGUUAAUGUAUAUGCAAUUCCACUGCGGACAUGUCGUUUGAUUCCGUUUUUCAAAUAUUUGCGAUUAAAGUUUACAUAAAUUUUAAUACAAAAUUUGAUCGUGCACAAUAUUUUUUGAUAAAAAUUUAUAACCCUUUGCUAAAAUAUCGUGGUUAUCCUUCAUAUAACAUGCUGAACCUCAUCAAAUGUAAAGAAAUAGACAAAAACUAUUAUCUUUAUAAUGUGUCAGAAAAAUGUGAUACACAAAAAAUUAUUGAACACUUUUUUAAAAUUUGAAUCAUUGUGAAUCACAGUUUUAGAUGUUGCAAAAAAUGUCAUUUUUCGGCUAUAAUUUCGUAUAACGUACACUAUUGCUUUAUUGAUUGCAUUCUAGCAAGUUGUCUGGCUCAGACAAAUUCUUACACAGAUCUUUCUUUGUUCUUUGUUAAUUUUUCUACAUGUAAAUUAUUGUUUUUAUCUAUAUGUAGACAAAGUUUACAUAAAAAAAUUGUCUUUAUGAAGAGAAAAUAUAUGAAAGAUUUUUUUUUCUAUUUGCGUAUAGAAUUGAUCUACAUAAAAAUUGAAUUUGCGUUUCAUAAAUUCUAGGAAAGAAUCUACAUUCUUCCUCUAGUGUAGACAUCUACAUUUGCAACACUGCUUUAUAUUAAUAAUAAAUUUCUAGUAAUUUAAUUAAGUUUAUCUUAAAAUUAUGUAAAAUUAUUGCUGCUAAUGUUGCAAUUCAGUUUGAUCCGCGUUAUUACUUCAGUUAUAUUGUAAAUAAAUGUUUCGAUGUCGAUACAUAUGUUACCACGUAAAUCUAGGUUUCUUAAUUUAUUAUUUGUUCCUUGAAUAUUAAAUGCAUUUUUUCCAAUAGAAUUGAUUUUGUUGAAUUGCAACUUUAUUCUUUGUAAAUUUAUAUUGCUGGAGAAAGUUUCGCUAGAAAUUGCCUUCAAGUGAUUGUCAUUUAACCAUAUUACCUGGAGAUUGCUUAAUUGUUUAAAAGCUUCAUUAUGUAUUUGCGAAAGCUUAUUAUUAUUCAAAUAAAGAAUUUUCAAAUUUAAAAGUCCAUUAAACGCAUUUUGAUCAAUUUCAGAAAUUUUGUUAUAUCCCAAAAACAUGAAUGCAAUAUUUGACGUUCCAUUAAAAGCAAACUUUUUUAAAUCCGUAUUUUGAAUCCUUAGAUUUUCUAAUACCGGAAAAUCACUAAUAUAAGUUGGAAUCACGGUAUUAAUUGUAGAGUUUAUCAUUAAUCCUAUUAGAUUAUUUUUUUCACUUUCAAGAGUUUCUUGUAUUCUAGUAAUUUUUUUUGCAUCAUUCUUCAUAUCUCUGUUACUGAUUACACAUGUAGUCAUUAAUUCAUGAACAUGUGACCAA
This is a messenger RNA of Chironomus riparius, 3922 nucleotides long. The record is from the annotation of a GenBank genome assembly. NCBI's taxonomy places the organism in Eukaryota, Metazoa, Arthropoda, Insecta, Diptera, Chironomidae.